Molecule: messenger RNA, 1353 nt
Organism: Zophobas morio
Lineage: Eukaryota; Metazoa; Arthropoda; Insecta; Coleoptera; Tenebrionidae
Gene: Rpn10
Product: 26S proteasome non-ATPase regulatory subunit 4
Exons: 6
Coding region: 114-1253 (379 amino acids)
Biological process (GO): proteasome-mediated ubiquitin-dependent protein catabolic process
Cellular component (GO): proteasome regulatory particle, base subcomplex; cytosol; nucleus
Molecular function (GO): polyubiquitin modification-dependent protein binding
Source: RefSeq, a predicted model, not a curated record
AACCGACAAAAACAACAGUUGGCAACAAAUCAAUACGUCAACGUCAAAAUUUCCAAAUAGUGCUAAAAGUUCACUUUUUAUUUAGUGCGAAAGAACCUCUAAAACGUUCAAAAAUGGUUUUGGAGAGUACUAUGAUAUGUGUCGACAAUAGCGACUAUAUGAGAAAUGGAGACUUUUUACCCACUCGUUUACAAGCCCAGCAGGACGCCGUAAACCUGGUUUGUCACUCUAAAACCAGAUCAAACCCAGAAAAUAAUGUCGGAUUGUUAACUUUAGCCAAUGUUGAAGUUUUGGCAACUCUCACUAGUGACGUAGGUCGCAUUUUAUCGAAACUUCACCAAGUCCAACCCAACGGCGACAUCAAUUUACACACAGGAAUCCGAAUUGCUCAUCUAGCUCUUAAACAUCGCCAAGGCAAGAACCACAAAAUGCGCAUUGUCGCCUUUGUCGGAAGCCCUGUGGCUUCCGAAGAAAAAGAACUAGUAAAAUUAGCAAAAAAACUUAAAAAGGAGAAAGUCAACGUCGACGUUGUCAGUUUUGGGGAAGAUACCACCAACAGUGACGUUCUCACCACUUUCAUUAACACUCUCAAUGGAAAAUCCUUGAAGGAUGGUUCUAGUAGCCACUUGGUAACGGUACCCCCGGGCCCCCACCUCUCGGACGCUCUAAUUUCCUCCCCCAUCAUCCAAGGAGAGGAUGGUACCGGUGGUGCCGGUUUAGGUGCUUCUGGAUUCGAAUUUGGCGUUGAUCCCAACGAAGAUCCAGAAUUGGCUCUGGCGUUGCGUGUGUCAAUGGAGGAACAAAGACAGAGACAGGAGGAUGAAGCUAGAAGGGCGAAAGAGGCGUCGUCUGCUGAACAAGGGGUGAAAGCGUCCCCUAUCAAAGAAGAACCAAGUGAAGAAGCCAUGUUGGAAAGGGCCUUGGCAAUGUCUAUGGAGGAAGAUGCGGAUGCAAACGCUGCAGGGGUACCAACUGUCGAUUUUGCCAACAUGACUGAAGAUGAACAGAUUGCGUUUGCCAUGCAAAUGUCAAUGCAAGACGCACAGGAAUCGUCAAGUUCUGGAAAAAAAGAAGAACCCAUGGAGGUUGAAGCAGAUGAAGAUUAUUCUGAGGUUAUGAAUGAUCCUGCUUUCUUACAAAGCGUAUUAGAAAAUCUGCCCGGUGUCGACCCUCAGUCAGAAGCCGUGCGUCAGGCCGUUGGUAGUUUGAAAGAUAAGAAAAAAGAAGAAAAAGACGAUAAACAGAAGAAAUAAUAUUUUUUAUUUAGUUAAUUUUUUUUAUAUACUUAUAGUUAUUGAGGUGUAAAGUGAACCCUCACAGUGGAUUAUAAUUUCAAGUAAAUUGUCACUUGCA